Molecule: messenger RNA, 1262 nt
Organism: Pelodiscus sinensis (Chinese soft-shelled turtle)
Lineage: Eukaryota; Metazoa; Chordata; Testudines; Trionychidae
Source: RefSeq, a predicted model, not a curated record
CCUGAGCAGCGCAGCCGGCCAUGGGGGAAGGAGGCAGCCCCUGCCUCCCGGAGCGUGCCACGGAGCUGGCCGAGACCCCUGGCGAGCAAGCAAUCAAGCGCUUCCUGAAGGAAGACUCGGAGGAGGCCGAGCUGGCCCAGUUCCUGAGGGAGUUCCCUUCGGACGAGAGCUUUAGGAGAGCGGAGCCAGAGGAGGGCCAGAGGGCCCCUGGCCAGGGCCACGUGGAUCCCAGCGAGGUCCCCAGCGUAGCCCGGCCCGGGGCCAAUGAGCUGCUAGACCAGAGGGAGCUGAAGCCCUUCUCCCGGCCUCGGCCCCUGGACUGCCCGCAGCAGCACAUCGCGGCUCCGGCACCACUGAGCCCCUCACGGCCCAGGAGCCCCUGGGGCAAGCUGGAUCCCUACGACUCCUCGGAGGACGAUAAGGAGUACGUGGGGUUCGCGACGCUCCCCAAUCAGGUCCACCGGAAGUCGGUGAAGAAGGGCUUUGACUUCACGCUGAUGGUGGCAGGGGAGUCUGGCCUGGGGAAAUCCACCCUGGUGAACAGCCUCUUCCUCACGGACAUGUACCGGGACCGCAGACUGCUCAGUGCCGAAGAGCGCAUCACGCAGACGGUGGAGAUCACCAAGCAUGUGGUGGACAUCGAGGAGAAGGGGGUGAAGCUGCGUCUGACCAUCGUGGACACUCCGGGCUUCGGGGAUGCCGUGAACAACACCGAAUGCUGGAAGCCCGUGGCCGAUUACAUCGAUCAGCAAUUUGAGCAAUAUUUCCGGGAUGAGAGCGGCCUGAAUCGGAAGAACAUCCAGGACAACCGUGUGCACUGCUGCCUCUACUUCAUAUCGCCCUUCGGCCACGGGUAUGGGACCACCCUGCCCAUCCCUCCCUCCUUCCCUGGGUGUGCUGAGAACCCCCGCACUCCACAUGGGCCCUGCGCCUGCCAACGAGACCUGCUGCUCCUUAAGCCAUUGCUGGCCUGGCGGCCGGGGGCAGAGCAUGCGUGUCCCUCGGGGGCUCCUUUCUCGGCCCAGAUUCGAGAGGAAAUUGACCGUUAUGGGAUCCGCAUCUACCAGUUCCCCGAGUGCGACUCGGACGAAGACGAGGAUUUCAAGCGGCAGGACCAGGCCCUGAAGGAGAGCAUCCCUUUCGCUGUGAUCGGCAGCAACACGGUGGUGGACGCCAAGGGAAGGCGAGUCCGGGGCUGGCUGUACCCCUGGGGGAUCGUGGAAGGUAUGGCGAACUCCCAACAUAACCUUAGCUUUGGAUAA